Tarenaya hassleriana is the source of this 1839-nucleotide messenger RNA. RefSeq lists its product as uncharacterized. The record is from RefSeq and is a predicted model, not a curated record. The transcript is spliced from 4 exons. NCBI's taxonomy places the organism in Eukaryota, Viridiplantae, Streptophyta, Magnoliopsida, Brassicales, Cleomaceae. The coding region runs from base 1 to 1839 and encodes 612 amino acids.
AUGACCAGGAAUUCUGAGAUAUCAGACGUAGUACCUCUUGAUUCUGAACUUGAAAGAACCAUCACACGCCUCCGACGACAGCAAAGACAGAUGGAGAACAACCGAGAUUUUGCUCUUCCUGAUGGUGUCGAAGGCAAUGCUGACUCAACCUUUGCCCAGUACAACACGCCUAAGCACACUGAGCUUUUGGCUGGUAUUCGAUUACCGUCCAUCGACAUGUCUGGUUUCGAGCUGAACCCGACUACUAUUCAGAUGUUGGGCAACAAUGCUUUCCGGGGUAGGCCGAACGAAGAUCCGAACGCACAUUUAACUCGCUUUAAGAUGAUGUGUCGUUCUAUCAAGAGAGACAACAGGGUGACAGAGGAUACACUUCGCUUAAUUGCUUUCCCCUGGACUCUCCUGGAUGCUGCUUUGGAAUGGUGUUAUGAUUUGAUACCUGAUUCCAUCCACACCUGGGAACAGUUGGAAGUGCAGUUUAUGUCAAAAAAUUUCCCAGCUCACCGUACUCAAGCCGCUCUUUCUGGCAUUCAUUCAUUCAAGCAGCCAUCCACACCUGGGAACAGAUCAUGGGAAAGUCUUUAUGAAGCUUGGAAGAGGUACAAGGGAUAUCAAAAGUCUUGCCCUCAUCACGGGCUAGAUAAGAACUACCUGAUCAACACCUUCUUCCGAGGACUCAGGAUGGAUACCAAGACCUUGAUCCGGGCAUCUUGCGGUGGGAGCAUCCAGAACAAGUCAUUCGCUGAGCUAGAAGAACAUAUUGAGAUGAUGGCCCAAGAAGAAGACGCUCCGAAUGAGUACUCUAGAGAUUUGCCAAGGAAAGGCAAUGAUCAAACCAUACAUAUGGUUCUUGAACAAUUGGCUGUCCUCAAUGCUAAGCUCGAAGAUUCCACUCGAUCCUCUAGGACCGAACAUUCGACGCCAACACAAGAGGAGCUCGGUAUGUACGCACUAGAUGAGAGAAUCGAAGGUGUGAACUAUGUGGCCAACAACCCCUACUCGAACACGUACAAUUCGGGGUGGAAAAAUCAUCCCAAUCUCUCAUACAAGUCAAACAGUGUUGAGAAUCCCGCGUCGAACAACUUCAGAGUAUCCGACAACUCGAACCAGAGGAUUCCUCCCGGGUUUGCUUUUCAAUCCAGGGGCCCUAAUCAGACAUCUAACUACAGAGCUCCGGGACAAUCCAACAACAAUGUUGCAUCUCCAGGUAACUCUGAGACUAACCCUCGUGCGCAUGUCAACGCUAUUACCUUAAGAAGUGGUAAGCAGUUUUUGCAGAGUCAAGAGAAGACGAAUCAAGAAUUUGCUCAGUUCGCAAGCAUCGAGGCUCACUUCAAGAACAUAGACAACCAGAUUACUCAGCUAGCAUCAGCCAUUCAAAGACCAUCUGGGUCUCUUUCAGGUAACUCUGAGACUAACCCUCGUGCGCAUGUCAAUGCUAUUACCUUGAGAAGUGGUAAGCAGGUAGAUUCUGGAGAUCCACCGAUGGUUGAGCAAGGCGAUAGCUCGAGAACCACAGUUUUAGAUACUGCUGAUGAUACACCUGAGCCAGCAUACGUGCCUCCUCCUCCUAGACCACCACCAGUACCGUUUCCAUCUCGCCUGAGGAAGCACAACGAAGACAGCCAAUUCGCGAAGUUCGUUGAGAUGCUGAAGCAACUCGAGGUAACCAUGCCAUUCACUGACGCUAUUUUGCAGAUUCCCUCGUACACGAAGUACCUCAAGGAUAUUCUGACCAAGAAGAGGGUCACUAAGAAAGAAACUGUGGCGCUUACUGCCGAAUGCAACGCUUUGAUCCGACACGAGCUCCCGCUUAAGUGGUCCGAUCCAGGUAGCUUUUGA